AUGCCGAGGAGACGCGAUAAGGAUGUGUCAAGCCGUGCACGGGCAGUUUGUGUGCGAUGCCACAGUCGCAAGGUCAAUCGCGGUCCCUUUUUAGUCCGCUGUGAUCUCGAGGCUCGACCAAGUGGAAUUUGCAGUAGAUGCGAACAUGAAGGGCGUGACUGCCAUCUGCACAUUGGAUCACGCAAACAAAAAUCACUUCGUGCUUCACUGGCUAUGCCUAGCACUCAUGCGAAUGCCUCGCCAGCCCAAGCAAACCCAAUUACACCUCUGCAGUUGACGCCUUCGUCAAUGAAUGUACUUGGAAACAAUAUUCACCAGGCCUCAAUGACAAAACAUGAAAGCCAAGCUCAUUCGUCGCAGGGCAAUGAAGCCAAGCAGGCCGAGCUUAUAAUACAGAUAACUCAAGCAGCUCACUGCCCGCCACCUGUCGUUUCGCAGGCCCUGGCAGAUUUCUAUUUCUGUGAGCUUCAUCACAUGGCUCCUGUUCUGGAUCGGGGCCAAGAGGAGUUGGAAAGUUCGCUUCUGCUCCGACAAUCAGUUUAUUUCGGAGGCAGUGGCAUGCGUCGAUCUACCGAAGGACCCACUGAAUGGUCCACGUCAGCGAUCUAUAAACGGGUCAAGACGUUGAUUUUCCUGAAUCAUGAUCCAGCUCCACUCAAUACGCUAAGUGCUCUGUGUAUACUAGCUUCUUUCCCUAUGCACGAAGGCUAUGGAGUCGCUCUAGAUAAUCCGUGGCAGUGGAUUGGAAUGGCAAUUCGACUCGCUCUUCAAUUGCAGAUGCAUAACGAAAGUGCAUAUCUACAGUUCGCAGACCCUGGAAGAAUCAGGAGGAUUUGGUGGUACUUAUUUCUUAAUGAUACCAUGCAAAUGGGCUGCUCAGGCCGCCCAGGAAUGUUUCCACUCAAUGAAUGCAAUGUACGACUACCGACAGUCGCAGAUUUUAAUACGCCGAAUACCGAGGCUCAUUUCUUUUGUGAGAUGGUACUCCUCUGUCAGAAGCUCAGAGAAGUUUUACAAAUGGGAAAGUUUGACAAUACCUCGCAAGCGCAGGUCUUUACAAUGCUUGAGUCGCUCAGGAUCUGGAGGGAAAAUUUGCCCCCUGAGUUACACCUUUUUGAUGAAAAAAAGAGACCAGAAAAAGACACAAUCGAGCAGUCGCAGAACUUCACAUAUUCUACCUGA
Molecule: messenger RNA, 1182 nt
Organism: Penicillium pulvis
Lineage: Eukaryota; Fungi; Ascomycota; Eurotiomycetes; Eurotiales; Aspergillaceae
Product: Zn(II)2Cys6 transcription factor
Exons: 3
Coding region: 1-1182 (393 amino acids)
Biological process (GO): DNA-templated transcription; regulation of DNA-templated transcription
Molecular function (GO): DNA-binding transcription factor activity, RNA polymerase II-specific; DNA binding; zinc ion binding
Source: RefSeq, a predicted model, not a curated record